Oxyura jamaicensis (ruddy duck) is the source of this 947-nucleotide messenger RNA. RefSeq names its product GTP cyclohydrolase 1 (gene GCH1). Gene Ontology annotation, cellular component: cytoplasm. Gene Ontology annotation, biological process: tetrahydrofolate biosynthetic process; tetrahydrobiopterin biosynthetic process. Gene Ontology annotation, molecular function: GTP cyclohydrolase I activity; zinc ion binding; GTP binding. The record is from RefSeq and is a predicted model, not a curated record. The coding region runs from base 98 to 802 and encodes 234 amino acids. NCBI's taxonomy places the organism in Eukaryota, Metazoa, Chordata, Aves, Anseriformes, Anatidae. The transcript has 6 exons.
AGGGGCGCCGUGUGAGGGGACGGUGCCGAGCCCCGGGGUGGUGCUGAGCCCCGCCACAGCGCUCUGCCCGCACCGCUCGGGGCCCGAUCCGUCCCCCAUGGCGGCGGCACGGAGCUACAACGGGUACCCGCGGCAGGACGGGCCGCCCUCCCCGCCGCUGGGCUCCGACAAGCCGCGCGUCCCCUUGCCCGGCGGCAGCGAGGGCUGGCGGGGCGAGCGGCCCCGCAGCGAGGAGGACAACGAGCUGAGCCUGCCCGGCCUGGCGGCAGCCUACACCUCCAUCCUGCGCUCCCUGGGCGAGGACCCGCAGCGGCAGGGGCUGCUGAAGACGCCCUGGAGGGCGGCCACCGCCAUGCAGUUCUUCACCAAGGGCUACCAGGAGACCAUCUCCGAUGUUCUGAAUGAUGCCAUCUUUGAUGAAGACCACGAUGAGAUGGUAAUUGUGAAGGACAUAGACAUGUUCUCAUUGUGUGAGCAUCACCUCGUUCCAUUUGUUGGAAAGGUACAUAUUGGCUAUCUUCCUAACAAACAAGUACUUGGCCUCAGCAAGCUUGCUAGGAUUGUGGAAAUAUACAGUAGAAGAUUACAAGUCCAGGAGCGCCUUACCAAACAAAUCGCAAUAGCCAUCACAGAAGCCUUACAGCCUGCUGGAGUUGGAGUGGUUAUUGAAGCUACGCACAUGUGUAUGGUAAUGCGUGGGGUACAGAAAAUGAACAGUAAAACAGUAACCAGCACAAUGUUGGGGGUAUUCCGGGAAGACCCAAAGACCCGUGAAGAAUUCUUGACACUCAUCAGGAGCUGAAACUGUUUUUCUUGAAAUGCACUCUGGAGAUUGUUCUGUCCAGUGUCACUGUCUGUUCUUACUUGUUCCUACAUCUCGCUCUUAAACUGAAUUGUUGUGAAUUGUUGUCAUAGUCUUUGUUCAGUAAAAGACUUCUGAUGGCAAA